AAGCACCACGACCAACCCGAAUCCACGGCGUUAAAUUGUAGUAUAAUCUUUUGCGUCCGAAGCAAAAACAAUACCUUUGUCGGCACCACCGCUUCUGUGUCUUAAGAAGAGAGAAGCAGACGCAAAAAAUGACGACUCUUUCGGCCUCCUCUCUAUUAUCUUCUUCUUCGCCUCUAUGCAAAUCCAGAUUCUCUCCAACAACUCGAACUGACUUCAUCUCUUUCUCCCAUCGGACAACUCUUUCCUCGCCGCCGAUUCUUUCCUUCUCCGUCAAACAUCAUCAUCGCCAGAGAAACUCGCUCCAAGUGAAAUCAGUAGCUAGCCCGGCGGAGACGGCGUCGGAGUUCGAUGAGAUGGUCUCCGGGACGAAGAGAAAGUAUUACAUGCUUGGAGGGAAAGGAGGAGUGGGGAAAACUAGUUGCGCUGCUUCUUUAGCUGUGAGGUUUGCUAACAAUGGUCACCCAACUCUCGUUGUCUCCACAGAUCCAGCUCAUUCGUUAAGCGAUUCCUUUGCUCAGGAUUUGACUGGAGGAAUGCUUGUGCCUGUUGAAGGACCUGAAUCUCCUCUGUUUGCUCUUGAAAUAAACCCUGAGAAGGCGAGAGAAGAGUUUCGUAGUGCCUCUCAGGCGGAUGGAGGGACUGGUGUUAAAGAUUUUAUGGAUGGUAUGGGUCUUGGGAUGCUUGUUGAACAGUUGGGGGAACUUAAACUUGGUGAGUUGCUUGACACACCUCCUCCUGGAUUGGAUGAAGCUAUUGCUAUUUCUAAGGUCAUUCAAUUUUUGGAAUCACCUGAGUAUAACAUGUUCACCAGAAUCGUGUUUGACACUGCACCAACGGGUCAUACGCUGAGGCUACUCUCCUUACCAGACUUCCUUGACGCCUCCAUAGGUAAAAUCUUGAAGCUUAGGCAGAAAAUAACCUCGGCUACUUCAGCAAUCAAAUCAGUCUUUGGGAAAGAAGAUAACAAGCCUGAUGCUGCUGACAAAUUGGAAAGACUAAGAGAGAGGAUGGUUAAAGUUCGAGAGCUUUUUCGUGACACAGAGUCUACAGAGUUUGUCAUUGUUACUAUCCCCACGGUAAUGGCUGUCAGCGAGUCUUCUAGAUUAAGUGCUUCGUUGAAGAAAGAAAGUGUCCCGGUCAAAAGACUUGUUGUUAAUCAGAUUCUCCCUCCAUCCUCCUCUGACUGCAAAUUUUGUUCCAUUAAAAGAAAGGACCAAAUGCGAGCUCUUGAUAUGAUCCGGGAGGAUUCGGAACUCUCAGGUUUGACGUUGAUGCAGGCUCCGUUGGUGGACAUGGAGAUUAGAGGUGUCCCUGCUCUGCGUUUCUUGGGAGAUAUCAUUUGGAAAUGAGUUCACAGCACAUAUUGUUAUUGUUACGAAGAAGCAAAGCAAGUUCAGUUGUAUGAAGUUAGUGUUGGUUACUUACAACUUACAUUAUAUAGUUUUUGGCACAGAUGUUGGAAUGGUCCUUUAAACAAUAAAUAUUGCAAUUCUUGGGGAGCAAAAUAGCCUCUAAGAUGUUUACAUAGUUAAUGUGUAGAAUAAGACCUACAAUAAGCCAUUGCUUUAUAUAAGAAAACAGCCAGGCUUCACCUUAAGCCAGUGUAAA
Raphanus sativus (radish) is the source of this 1608-nucleotide messenger RNA. RefSeq names its product ATPase GET3B. The record is from RefSeq and is a predicted model, not a curated record. NCBI's taxonomy places the organism in Eukaryota, Viridiplantae, Streptophyta, Magnoliopsida, Brassicales, Brassicaceae. Gene Ontology annotation, biological process: post-translational protein targeting to endoplasmic reticulum membrane. Gene Ontology annotation, cellular component: GET complex. The coding region runs from base 129 to 1349 and encodes 406 amino acids. Gene Ontology annotation, molecular function: ATP binding; ATP hydrolysis activity. The transcript is spliced from 11 exons.